AUGGCAGGCAAAGCAAAAAAAAGAAAUUGGACUCAUGGAUUGGGUCCUGAAUUUAAAACGAUCAUACUGGGACCACCUCUUUACCCGAGAGAGCCUAUUCAGCAUGCAAGUGAUUCACCUAGAGUUAGACAAAUCUGGCCAAAAAUCAAAGAAGCGUUGAGAGAUUUAAUCGAUGAGUACUGCAUCCGAAGCACAAUUCACGGUAUAAACUACAUAGGAUCAAAACGAUCGAUUUUGGAACGAUUCUGGUGGUUAGUGGUAUUUGUUGGGUCGAUCUACGGUUGUUCGCAGUUGAUCCAGAAUGUCUACAGAAAAUGGCACGAUCAUCCAAUUAUCUUGAGCUACGACGAAACGCCCUUGCCAGUGUGGAAAAUCUCCUUUCCAGCUGUAACAAUUUGUCCGGAAGCGAAGAUGGAAGCUGAGCUAUUCAAUUUUACUGACGCAUUUUAUCGCUACGCACAUGGUAUUCCAAACCAUGAGCUGGAUGCCAACAAGCUUAAUAUGUUGAUGGGAAUUCUGCAAGUGUGUGACAGUUUUUUCCAUUCGCACGAUCUGUUCCAAGGACUCUAUCUUACUUAUAAUUUGAGCGUAGAUGUUCCAUCUGUGUUGAAAAAGUUGAUUCCAGACUGUUUUAACACUGUUUUGUUGUGCAGAUUGCUCCAAUGGGAUUGUAAAAAUAACUUUUCGGAAACUCUCACAGAGGAUGGUAUCUGUUACACUAUAAAUGGGUUUUCUCAAAAUGAUAUGUUUAAACCUGGCGUCCUGCAUAAUGAAUAUGUUUACCUUAAUGAAACGAAAUCAUUAGCUAACUGGAGCUAUAUGUUGGGUUAUUCACUUGGUGCAUCAAUGAACACCUACCCAAUACGAGGUCCAGGAUCCGGUUCUAAAGCUGCUAUGUCGCUAGAUUUGUCAACCUUCUACAAAAACACGGAUAUAUACUGUCGUGCUUCUCAGGGUUUCAAGCUCAGCCUUCAUCCUCCGCAUGUUUACCCCCGAAUGUCUAAAAACUUCAUUUUGUUAACUCCAAAGCGCGACAUGACCAUAUCCAUUCGACCUCGGAUCAUAAUCACUGCUCAGGAGCUUAGAAUCUACACUCCCGAAAAACGUAACUGUUACUUUCCUGAUGAGCGAAGCCUGAUGUUCUUCAGAGAUUACGAAGAGAGUAAUUGUGAGCUCGAAUGCCUUACCAACUAUACACUGAAGCAGUGUGGCUGUGUUAGAUUUUCGAUGCCUCGAACAGCGGCAACCAGAGUUUGUGCGAUGCACGAAAUGCGAUGCCUUGAACGGGCUGAGCAGUCGCAGUUUAAAGGUUCCAAUUCCGGAGAAGAUUUGGCAAACUCCAAAAACUGCAACUGCAUGCCUGCCUGUGACGCUAUACAGUAUGAUGCAGAAAGUACGAUAACUACGAACGAAUUUGGGAAAACUAUUGCUUUGAGGAUGUUGAUCUUUGAUCCAGAGAAGGUGGAUGAAGUAAUCAAAAAACAAAUUUCGAAGGUGGAAAUUUUCUUCACCGAAGCCCAAUACAUAACCUCGGAGCGGAGUGAAAUAUUUGGCAUGACGGAUCUGAUUGCUGGCUGUGGCGGAAUCCUAGGACUCUGCCUUGGGGUCAGUUUUUUCAGCAUCGUGGAGCUGCUCUACUACUGUCUGGCUCGUCCCGUCAUGAUGGUGCACGAUCUGCAGCAACAUGGAGAUCGAUACGUGUCGGGAUCUGGACUUGUGAGGAAAGCGGAAUACUAA
Uranotaenia lowii is the source of this 1737-nucleotide messenger RNA. RefSeq names its product pickpocket protein 28-like. The record is from RefSeq and is a predicted model, not a curated record. Bases 1 to 1737 code for a protein of 578 amino acids. Gene Ontology annotation, biological process: sodium ion transmembrane transport. The transcript is spliced from 2 exons. Gene Ontology annotation, cellular component: membrane. NCBI's taxonomy places the organism in Eukaryota, Metazoa, Arthropoda, Insecta, Diptera, Culicidae. Gene Ontology annotation, molecular function: ligand-gated sodium channel activity.